Molecule: messenger RNA, 1560 nt
Organism: Corchorus olitorius
Lineage: Eukaryota; Viridiplantae; Streptophyta; Magnoliopsida; Malvales; Malvaceae
Source: the annotation of a GenBank genome assembly
AUGGCUUCCUUUUCUUCAACGCAUUGUCGUUCAUAUUCAUAUUCACAUUCUUCAUCCACAAAUGGGGGGCAAAAUCAACGUUUUGCUUUCUCUUCUUCAUUUCCCAGAUUGCCUGUUCCAGCUAAAGCUAAGGUCUUGCUUCAAUCUCAAAGAAAUUCCCAUCAAAAUGUUGUUCUCAUGCAAGAUGGUGCGGUAGCCACAAAAGCAAAUGCUGUGGAAAAAGAAACGCCUCUGAAAAAAUUGAAAGAUGAAUUGUUGUCAGCCACAUCUUCAGAUGAAUGGGAUGAGAAAGCAGGUUUUGAUAUCAAUGAAAAUGAGUCAACUGUCAGUAUCACAGUGGUUGGAGCUUCUGGGGACCUUGCAAAAAAGAAGAUAUUUCCUGCACUUUUUGCACUUUAUUAUGAAGAUUGUCUUCCUAAGCACUUCACCAUCUAUGGUUAUGCAAGGAGUAAGAUGACUGAUGCAGAACUUCGAAAUAUGGUGAGCAAGACCCUUACAUGCAGAAUUGAUAAAAGGGAGAACUGUGGUGAAAAGAUGGACCAAUUUCUUAAAAGAUGUUUCUACCACUCCGGUCAGUAUGAUUCUGAGGAAAAUUUUUCACAGCUGGACAAGAAGCUCAUGGAGCAUGAGGAUGGGAGAGUUUCUAAUCGCCUCUUUUAUUUAUCUAUCCCUCCCAAUAUCUUUAUCGAUGCUGUAAAAUGUGCAAGCUUGUCAGCUUCAUCUGGUAAUGGUUGGACCAGGGUCAUUGUUGAGAAACCUUUUGGUCGAGAUUCAGAAUCUUCUGCUGCACUAACAAAAGCCCUGAAGCACUACCUAGAUGAAGAUCAAAUAUUCAGGAUAGACCACUAUCUAGGAAAGGAACUUGUGGAAAAUCUAUCGGUCAAGGUACUACGCUCGAUGAGGCCUUUGCAACUUGAAGACGUAGUUAUUGGACAGUACAAGAGCCACACUAAAGGAGGUGUUACCUACCCCGCCUACACUGAUGACAAGACUGUGCCAAAAGAUAGCUUGACCCCAACUUUUGCAGCAGCUGCUCUGUUCAUCGACAAUGCAAGAUGGGAUGGAGUGCCUUUUCUAAUGAAAGCAGGGAAAGCAUUACACAAUAAGAGGGCAGAGAUAAGGGUACAGUUCAGGCAUGUGCCUGGCCACUUGUAUAACCGAAACUUUGGAACUGAUAUUGAUCGAGCUACAAAUGAGCUUGUCAUUAGAGUGCAGCCAGAUGAAGCUAUUUAUUUGAAGAUCAAUAACAAGGUCCCUGGAUUGGGGAUGAGAUUGGACCGCAGUAACCUGAACCUCCAUUAUGCGGCAAGAUAUUCAAAAGAGAUACCAGACGCGUAUGAGAGGCUUCUGCUGGACGCUAUCGAAGGCGAAAGGAGGCUGUUUAUCCGAAGUGAUGAGUUGGAUGCUGCCUGGUCACUCUUUACUCCUGUUUUGAAGGAGCUGGAAGAGAAGAAAAUUAUACCUGAAUACUAUCCUUAUGGCAGCCGUGGCCCUGUUGGUGCUCAUUAUCUUGCAGCUAAAUACAAUGUCCGGUGGGGUGAUCUUGGCGUCGACCAGUAA